AUGGGGAAGCUGCUCUCUGCAAUUCUGAUUCUAUGUUCAAUGGUGAUUUCCGUGCCGGCGAUUCACGGCAUCGCCGAAGAUCCAAAAUCGGUAGAAAAGUGGCUCGACAACCUAACCCAUUCAAAACAAAAGCUAACAAAGCUUCACUUCUACUUCCACGACAUUGAAAGCGGAAACAGCACAACUUCCAUUCAAAUCGCUCGAGCACCCAACAAUAACAGCACAUCCACAGCUGCUUUCGGUGGAAUCAACAUAUUCGAUAACGCAAUGACAGUAGGGCCGAACAUCACUUCCAAGCUGCUCGGCCGAGCUCAGGGUCUAUUCGCUGCUUCUUCGCUCGGACCACAGAGUCUACUCAUUACUAUGAACUUGUUUUUCACAGAAGGAGAGUUUAAUGGUAGCACUCUCGCGAUCGUUGGUGGUGACCCAAUAUUAGAUCAGUACCGUGAGAUGUCUGUCGUAGGUGGUUCAGGUGAGUUUCGACUCGCACGAGGAAUCGCAACCGCCAAGACUGUUGCAAACAAUCCUGCGACGAACACCGCUGUUCUUGAGUUCCAUGUUGUAGUUAUUCAUUAUUAA
Molecule: messenger RNA, 579 nt
Organism: Camellia sinensis
Lineage: Eukaryota; Viridiplantae; Streptophyta; Magnoliopsida; Ericales; Theaceae
Product: dirigent protein 21
Source: RefSeq, a predicted model, not a curated record